AUGGGACGCUUCCUUAAGGAAAAGACGGUGGCCAUCGUCGGUUGCCCCUUUAGCGGCGGUCAGCGCCGCACCGGCGUCGACACGGGCCCGCACGCCCUCGUCUCGGCCGGCCUGCCCAAGCAGCUCGAGGAGCUCGGGUGGAAGGUCGAGUUCAACGGGCAUCAGAAGUUUGAAGAGAUCGGAAAGACAAUCACCAGCGAUGCCGACAUCGGCGUCAUGAAGCAGCCCCGCCUCGUCUCGGCCGUCACCAAGGCGGUGGCGGAUACCGUCGAGAAGCACGCCCGCGCCGGCCACCUGCCCCUCACCCUCGGCGGCGACCACAGCCUCGCGCUCGGCACCGUGUCUGGAUCGCUGCGCGUCCACUCGGACGCGGCGCUGAUCUGGAUCGACGCCCACGCCGACAUCAACACGCCAGAGACGACCGAGACGGGCAACCUGCACGGCUGCCCCGUCUCGUUCCUCCUCGGCCUGCCGGGGACCGACGUCGAGCCGUUCAACUCGUGGGUGCCCGCCAAGCCGCUGCUUCGGUCCGACAGCCUCGUCUACAUCGGCCUCCGCGACAUUGAUGCGGGCGAGCGCAAGAUCCUGCGCGACAACAACAUCAAGGCGUUCAGCAUGCACCACGUCGACAAGUACGGCAUCGGCAAGGUCGUCGAAAUGGCCCUCGACCACGUCAACGGCAACUCGAGCCGCCGCGACCGUCCCGUCCACCUGUCGUUUGACGUCGACGCCCUCGACCCCACCGUCGCCCCCUCGACGGGCACCCCGGUCCGCGGCGGACUCACCUUCCGCGAGGGCCACUACAUCUGCGAGGCCCUCUACGAGACGGGCUGCCUCGUCGCCGUCGAUCUUAUGGAGGUCAACCCGUCACUCCUCGAGGACAGGGACGCUCAGCAGACCAUCGCCGUCGGCUGCUCCCUCGUCCGCGCCGCCAUGGGCGAGACGCUCCUCUAG
Messenger RNA from Pseudozyma flocculosa PF-1, 954 nucleotides. RefSeq lists its product as uncharacterized. Bases 1 to 954 code for a protein of 317 amino acids. Gene Ontology annotation, molecular function: manganese ion binding; arginase activity. The record is from RefSeq and is a predicted model, not a curated record. The transcript has 2 exons. Lineage: Eukaryota; Fungi; Basidiomycota; Ustilaginomycetes; Ustilaginales; Ustilaginaceae. Gene Ontology annotation, cellular component: cytosol; nucleus; cytoplasm.